Molecule: messenger RNA, 1074 nt
Organism: Hibiscus syriacus
Lineage: Eukaryota; Viridiplantae; Streptophyta; Magnoliopsida; Malvales; Malvaceae
Exons: 2
Coding region: 1-1074 (357 amino acids)
Molecular function (GO): protein dimerization activity
Source: RefSeq, a predicted model, not a curated record
AUGACGGAGAAAAUUAGGAGAACAAUUCGUGAAGAAAUUGGUGAAGAAAAAUUUUGUGUUAUUAUUGAUGAAGCAGGGGAUGUAUCAAGAAAACAACAAAUGGCUAUUAUUUUACGGUAUGUUGAUAAUUUCGGUCUAGUAAAGGAACGUUUUUUUAGCAUUAUUCAUGUUCCUAAUACUUUAGCAGUGACUUUAAAAUAUGAGAUAUUUUACGUUCUUUCUCGUUAUUGCUUUGACAUAAAGAAUAUUCGAGGCCAAGGUUAUGACGGUUCAAGUAACAUGCGAGAAAAGUGGAAUGGGUUACAAACAUUAGUUAGCAAUGAGUGUCCUUUUGCUUACUAUGUGCAUUGUUUUGCCCAUCUUUUACAGUUGGCACUAGUAGCUGCAGCGAAAGAGGUCAUACAUGUUUAUCAAUUUUUUUCCAAUUUAUCAUUUAUUAGCAAUGUUGUUCUUGCCUCAUAUAAGUGCAUCGAUGAACUAAAAAAUGCUUAUUCUAACGAGAUAAAUCAUUUGAUUGAAGAAGAAAAACUUGAAAUUGGAACUGGUUUGAAUCAAACAACUGAUGCUCAACUACAAGAGUUAAACAGUAGAUUUAAUGAGAAGUCGAUAGAGUUAUUAACUCUUGGUUGUGCUUUGGAGUCAAGAGAUAGUGACAAAAUUUUCAAUCUUGUGAAUAAAUUCUAUUCGGAGGAUUUCACGGAAGUUGAAAAGAAUCAUUUACGAACAGAAUUGCGUCAUUAUGAGGUGGAGUUAUCAUGGAAUUCAUGUCUAAGAAAAUUGUUAGCAAUCUCUGACCUAUGCCAGUGGUUGGUGGAUACUAGGAAAGUGAACACUUAUCCAUAUAUAUUCCGAACGGUAAAACUUCUAUUGACUCUCCCAGUUUCUAAAGCAAGUGCUGAAAGAGAUUUUUCUACAAUGAAUAUCAUCAAGACUACACUUCGCAUCAAAAUGGAGCAUGAAUUUUUUGAGAGUUGCAUGCUUAUCGACAUUGAAAGUGAUAUUGCAAGGAGCUUUAGUAUAACAUCGCUCGUGGAUGCAUUUCAAGAUUUGAAGGAAUGGCGUGUUUUGUUGUGA